This is a messenger RNA of Plasmodium inui San Antonio 1, 1167 nucleotides long. RefSeq lists its product as hypothetical. Lineage: Eukaryota; Apicomplexa; Aconoidasida; Haemosporida; Plasmodiidae. Gene Ontology annotation, cellular component: cytoplasm; nucleus. The record is from RefSeq and is a predicted model, not a curated record. The coding region runs from base 1 to 1167 and encodes 388 amino acids. The transcript is spliced from 2 exons. Gene Ontology annotation, biological process: microtubule-based process.
AUGGAAGACUGGGUGUAUGUUGAAAGGAGGCGAGGGAGCAGGAGGAAGAAGUGCGAAAGGGUGAGCAAUCAUGCGGGGCGUCGCAGCGGGCACAGCAGCUAUGGCAUCGAUGGUACCAAUCGGAGCAAUGGCAGCGAUGGGCCCUUCACAGAGCACCCACCCAUAGACCAAGAGAAGCAAGCGGAAAAGACAUUCAGCGAAGUAAAAAAGGUCAUGACCUGCUUACAAAAAAGUGACUUCUUUGAAAACUUCCACGAACAAUUUGUGGAAGCAGUGGAUAAGGCGAAUGUGCACAUAAAAUGCGCCAUCUGCCUGGGCCUCGGUUCUUUAGCGGACCCAAAUUGGAACAACAAAAAGGCUUGUCUGUACCAGCUGGGAUUUGUGCUACUCCUUAGGAGGAUCUACAAUGUAGAGAAGGUUUACAUUUAUGACCCUAAAAUUGGGGAAGUGGACCGGCUUGUUUGUGGCCACUUCGACAUAGAGGUGUUGUCCUGUUGUGAGGAGGAGGCACCAGAAGUGGAGGGACUCAUAGUGGAACCACCCAUAGUCAAACCACCCAUCGAGCUAACCAGUGCUACAUCUCCAGAGGGGAAGAAAGACGAUAAGACGAGCCACACCAUUGCAAAACCAAGUGCGCAAGAACGGACGCUGGUGUUCAUGCCCCACUGCGAUGUCAGUCUGUAUAGCCAAGUCAUGCACAAUAUAUAUAGGAAUGAAAAACUCAGUUAUGCUAACGUCCACUUUUUGCUGACCCUGGAGAAGACCAUUUUUCUGGGGAACUCAUUUGAUUACUACAGAGAGCGUGCCCACAUGUACAGGCCUUUUGGAAUACCUCCCUACGCCAUUAGUAUGUUAAGAAGUGGAAAAAAACUCCCGAAAAGUGCCACUCAAAGCAGUCUUAAUCGAUUAGUGCAGUUUUACAAAAUGGAGCACUUCCUUUUUUACGUCCACAAGUAUGCGCGGGAGGGGAAGUUCCCCUUUUUCGCUGAACACGUGUCCGCUUUUAACGACAUGGCUAUCAUAACAUUUGGUUCCAUGCCGGACGGACUGAGCUUUUGGCUGGACGUCAGAUUGGGGGAAAGUAGCAAACGUAAUGCGAGACUCGAUCCAUUUCAAAUAAGUAGAUUCUCUCCUCACAAUUUUGGCAGAGCACCCCUGGUGAUGUAG